This is a messenger RNA of Leptomonas pyrrhocoris, 788 nucleotides long. RefSeq names its product putative surface protein amastin. The transcript has a single exon. Lineage: Eukaryota; Euglenozoa; Kinetoplastea; Trypanosomatida; Trypanosomatidae. The record is from RefSeq and is a predicted model, not a curated record. Bases 183 to 788 code for a protein of 201 amino acids.
AGUAACUCCCUCCCGUUCCGCCCUCGCACACGCACUCCUCUCCCAAUCGGCUAUCUUUCCUCACGCGACUCCUCGCUUCGUGCCAGUAUUUAGCAGCCGUCCUCUCUCUCUCCCACCGACACCUGCCAUCCCCCUUCUAGUUUUUCCGUCCGCAGCUUCCCCCCACUCCCCCCUUCGCAACCAUGGGUUUCGAGGCUAUCCGUGGCCGCAUGAACGUGGCGAUGAACCUGGUGUGCUCGACCAUCGUCUUCCUGUUCCUGAUCACGUCGGCCCCCAUCUCGCAGUUCCGCGGCAAGGGCAUCAAGACCGCCGCCGACGGCACUGUGUCUGGUGCGAGCAAGAUGUCGUGCCUCACUGUGUGGGGCCUGAAGAACGACUGCAGCAUCAACGACUACCACUUCCGCCCUGCGUCGAUGACGUGCGCGCGCGGCAAGCAGCUGUUCCAGGCGUCCGAGGCGUUCUACAUCAUUUCAGUGAUCGUGUCGCUGGUUUCGAGCAUAAUGGGUGGGCUGUACUUCAUGGGGAUUCGCAUGAAGGUGUUGCUGAUGGUGCUGGCCGUGGCGGAGGUGGUGUUUGCGCUGAUCCCGUGGGCGUGCAUGACGGGUGUGUGGUACGCAAGCUUCUGCAACAGCUCCGAGGUGACGGUGGACCGCACCAUCGGCAAGCCGGACGGCAUCCCGUACGGCAAGCUGCUGCGCCAGGACUUCGAGACCAGUGCCGGCUACGGGCUGACGAUUGCUGCGUGGUGCAUCCAGCUGGCCGGCAUGAUCUUCCUGUUUGUCUUGUAG